This is a messenger RNA of Fulmarus glacialis (Northern fulmar), 3271 nucleotides long. It is a transcript of the gene ZDBF2, whose product is annotated as zinc finger, DBF-type containing 2. Gene Ontology annotation, molecular function: nucleic acid binding; zinc ion binding. The transcript is spliced from 6 exons. NCBI's taxonomy places the organism in Eukaryota, Metazoa, Chordata, Aves, Procellariiformes, Procellariidae. Gene Ontology annotation, biological process: epigenetic programming of gene expression; genomic imprinting. The record is from RefSeq and is a predicted model, not a curated record. The annotation marks the transcript as partial.
AGAUGGGAUGAGAAAAGAUAAGUGUCCUGCACUGCAAAUGGCCUCCUGUUUGACAUUUAUUGUUUGCUAGUCUGGAGUCAGCUUUGGUGGAUGAAGAAGGUUGAUGACUCUAAGAUGUUUGACAGAAUCAAACCAUCUGAUGAAGGUUCUGCUUCUUCAGCACAAGGAAUUGAAAGACAUGGUGUUGAAGGCUCUCUACGACAGGACAGAAAUAGCAGUUUACACACAAGAGGGCAAGAACAUCCUGGGCCUGGAGUAUCCACUAUGCAAAAUAGACAAGGAUACUGCAACUGUUGCCAUGUACACUACAGUAAUCUGGAACAGCAUGUUUUCAGCUCCCAGCACAGACAUUUUACCGCUUACUGUAGGAAUCGUAUGGGUACCAGUAGCUUGAUGGAGCGUUUCCUGCAAGAUGUUUUACAGCAUCAUCCCCACAGAUACCAUGACAACAGACCAACCUAUGAUGACAUGCCACUCCCCGUCACUCCAGAGGCUGCUAGGAUUGCUUGCCUGUCCCCAGAAGAGAUGCAGAAAAAGAGGAACAGAGACAGCCAGGAGAUUUCUGGCAAAGACCAGGAGUCUGUUGGUGAAAUAUGCUCUUCUGCUCCAUGCCUGUCUCAUGAGGGCACAAAGAAAACUUCUGUAACACAAGCAUUUAUUCAAAAACUAGAAAGAGGGCAGGAACAUGUUAUAAGAAUAUCCCAGCAGUCUAUGGGCAUUUGUAGCAAUGAGAAACGGGAUACCUUCAAAGAUGCUCAAAUUGCAAACCAUAGCCAUGAAGGCCAGUUUACAGCUGUGAGCCCUGUACCUCAGCGUUUUUCUGUCAGUCCUUCAAUCCAUAGUUCUUCUGUUAAUCCUAAAACAGGAAAAAAUGUUAGGAAUUUGGCAGCAUCAAAUCUGAUUCCGCAUGGUGGAUGUGAUAAAACAGGAAUGGAGGUAUGCAAUAGUGAUGUGUUAUUGAACCCAUGCUUGAAUCCUGCUCCGGCACUGGUUCACCCAAAAUGCCCUUCACUUUCUCAUCAGAAUCCUAUGUGCAGCCACAGCAAUUCUUUAUGUAUUACCUCAGGUCAAUCUCUCUCAAAACGAGAUGGUUUACAAACUCAGGAUGAAACUUUGGUGUCUGAUUUCCAUCUCAGGGAUACUGUGGGUAUCAGCAGCUCCCUAGAUCUUGGGACAUCCCCACAACUAGCAAGAUGCAAAAACGUGAAGACGAACAGAGGUGAUGAAAGUUCAGUGGAUGAAACUAUUGAAGAUGUUAUUUUGAAAUACUGCCAUGGAACUACAUCUGAAGAAAUUUAUUUCAAAGAAGAGAAUAAUCCCUGUUUAACUUUUUCAUCACUUCUGGACCAUACUCAUUUAGAGGGUUCUGAAAUGAGUUUUGACUGUGAUGCACCUAUUCAGGCAGGAACAGACUUACCCAAGGCAGCUAUAGAAGAUAUAGAAUUUCUAAAAGAGGUCCAAAUAAGUUUGCAAGAUAAAGACUAUGGAACACAGCUCUCUUCUGUUUUAAAAAGUGAGUCAGUAGAGAAAAUAGAAACAGUGAAACAGGAUGUCAUAGUUCAUACUGAAGAACCAGUUCUUCCAGCUCUGCCUCAUGUGCCUCCUUCUUUUGUGGGAAAGACUUGGUCUCAAAUAAUGUAUGAAGAUGAUAUAAAAAUUGAAGAACUCGUGCGUGAUUUCAGGGAAGGUCGUUUUCGCUGCUACUUUGACAGUGAAUCCUCAGCCAACUGUACAGGGAAGAGAAUGAAGAAAAAAAAGCAGAAGGAUGAAAAAAAGGACAAUAUUGUUGAGGGUAAUAGAACAGAAAGUGCAUCAGUUAAAGCAUUGCCAGAAUUUAAUGAUGCUUUAAGUGGUGGCUCUGAUUUUCGUAACCCAUCUUUAGCCUCAGAUACGCUAUGCAACCCACAAAUUCUUAAAAUGCCUAGGAAAAGGACAUGGCGCCUGGCUUCAAGAUGCCAGGUGGUUAAAGUGAGCCAUGGCACCCAAACAAGCCUAUUGAACUACCCUGUAGCAAAAAGAAAAAUGUCUAGACGGGAAUCUGAUCCAACUGAUCAGAAAGCAAGCAUUGUGUGGCCGGAGAAUGAAAAAACUCCACACAUGAAAACUAGACUAUGUGCCCUUAAACUUCCUGAGUCCUAUAGCAAGAUUAUGAGUCCUGUACAGCCCAAGACAGUGGUGUAUGUACUUUCGUGCCCAGAGAUAAAACAGUGUAAAGGUAAACCUAUAGAUACUCCCAAAAUGAGGAAAAAUCGUAACUCCACAGAUAGCAAGGACUCUGUAAGGUAUAAAUACAAACAGUGUUCUUUUAAGUAUUAUGACCCACUGACAAAUCGAAUUCUGAAAACGCCUCCGAAGACUACAGUUGGAGAAAAGGCCAAAAAGCCCUCCCACAUUCGACAGCUUUUCAGAAGUCUCAGCUUUGAUGCAAACAUGAGGAAACUAGCUGAUGCACAGAGAGAAAGUACGCCGUCAAAGUCACUCAAUUGGUCAGACUUCUAUAGUUCAUCUUCAGCAUCUUUCCUGCCAGAUCCAGGUAAAGGGAAUGAUACAGCCUCAAGUCAAAAGGCAGAUGGAUCUUCUGUUUCCAAAGAAAGAACAGAUUAUCUGGUAUCUGGUCACUCUGAGAACUCUUUUAAGCACCUGAUCAUUUCACCUUUGAACUCUCAUCAGUCUGUGGUAGAAGGAGAUGUUAGAUUAACUCCAUUUAACAGUAGAGUUACCAAAACUCCUCUGACUUCCAUCAGGAGUGAGCAGUUAGAGAGGGAAAAUCCAAAGGCAGUAUGGAAGAGAAAAGAAGACACUAAUAAAGAACCAGUUUUUUCCAGAAAGGCUGCAGGACCUGUGUCUGUCAGAUGUACUGGUGGGAGGAGAGGAAACACAGGCAAACAAACUUCCAGAGCUAAAAAACAGCAAAAAGAGGGGAUGAGAAGGAAACUCCGCCCUCGUGCCCAGAAAUCUUCUGCUUUUUCCAUCCAUAGGUGCCAGACAAGGAAAACUACAGUGGGAAAGCACCUUAAGAAGGAAAAGCCUGAUGCUAAAAAAUUAAAGGUGAGGAAGAAACCAAAAAGGACCUUUCUGAACUCAACAGUUGUCACAGGGAUUCCUGAAAAGAGGCAGAAAGUCACAUCGGAAUCUUUUCCCAAGAAGCCAAAACGAGCUUCUUCCAAAGUCAGGAACUGGGAAGUAAGUGGAGAUCGGGGUCACCCUAGCACUGUGAACCAAACCUCUAGAAGAACUUCUGCUGUACCGUUACUUCGAAACUGUCUACCAG